GUCGGAAUUCAGCGUUGAUAACUCUUUGGAUCUAAUUAGUAGAAUUAAGGAUUUACGAAUCCCAAACAACACUAUACUGGCUUCUUUUGAUGUGAGCAAUCUGUUUACGACAGUACCAGUCCCGCAGACAUUGCAGAUAUUUAAAAACAAGUUGAUUGAUUCUUCGAUGUCCGACGACUUGACUAAUUGUGUAUUCCAACUCACAGAAUUAUGCCUUCAACAAAACUUUUUCAACUUUGAAGGAGAAAUUUUUACACAAAGGGAAGGCUUGAGUAUGGGCAACUGCCUUUCCCCUCUCUUCGCAGAACUCUUCAUGUCAUAUUUCGAAAAGAAGCUGAUUUUCAUACCGAACAAUCCUUUCAAGGAUAAAAUUCUUUUUUGGUUCAGAUAUGUAGAUGACAUAUUGAUAGCUUGGAUUGGUAGUGAGGAAGAACUAAAAAAGUUCCAUGAGUGGAUCAAUAAACUUCAUAUGAACAUCAACUUUACAUUGGAACUCGAGUCAGAACGGAGGAUCAACUUUUUAGACCUUUCAAUUAGUAGACACCUAAAUAAGUUAACUUUUAGUAUAUAUAGGAAACCCUCUCAAACAUCCACCAAAAUCAACAAAACUUCAUGCCAUUACAUGGGCCAUAAAAUGGCGGCUUUCAACACAUACAUCACUAGACUGCUCAAUGUUCCUUUGAGUCAAGAUGCUUACAGUGAGGAGGUGAACACCCUGAGGUAUCUGGCAAGGGAGAAUGGUUACCAUCCGGAUGUCAUUGACAGGCUAAUUGACAGGAGAAGGAAGAAACAAGGCAUGAAAAAACCCCACUUGUCGACUUCAGAUCCUUCGAACAAUAAAUACUGCUGCAUCCCUUUCUAUGGCGGCAUUUCACAUAAAAUCGCCAACGUAAUUAGACAGAUCGAAAACUCCAAGGUAACAUUUAAAUCUGAUAACAUCUUGAGCCAAUUCAUAAUUAAGAAUAAGAGCCCUAUUGAUAACUUGGACAAACCGGGCGUCUACAGAUUGGAGUGCGGUGAACCAGGCUGCAACGUUGUUUAUGUGGGCAGGAGUGGCAGAUCCAUUCGAACGAGGACAAGAGAACAUCUAAAUAGUGCUAAAAAUCCAAACAACGAUAAAUCUAUCUUCGGUUGUCACAUAAGGGAAGAAGGACAUAGGUUCGAUAUUGAAGAGAACACCAAACUUAUUCAUCACUGCGAUUUUGGCUACAAACAGGAAAUUCUAGAGGAGGUAGAAAUCUUUAAACACCUUAAGAACACAGAAUACAGGACACUAAAUGCGAUGUUGACCAACAACGUGAAAGACACAUAUAAAAUCUUAUAUUGAUUCCCCCGGGGGACGCCACUGUAUCGUCGAGAAAAUUGAACACUUGAGUUAACCUUGGCUGGAAGAAGAAGAUUUUGUCAGCACGAACGUCAGUUUGUUUGUGUUUUGUUUUGUCUGUCUUUUCUUGUGUUUUGGGGUCCCAUAUUAUUAUGCCUUUUGACCGUAUACAUUUUAUUUUUAUUUUUGUUUUGUGACUUUUCUGAUUGAUGUUUAUCAUAUGACAAUGGAACCUUAAAAUCAAUCCUUGGUUUGAUAAUGGCGCAAGCCGAAACAUGUAACCGGAUGAUUUGAAUACAAGGUUCCACCACUGAAGUGCUUUAUAGACUUUUUUUCUCUUU
Molecule: messenger RNA, 1665 nt
Organism: Coccinella septempunctata (seven-spotted ladybird)
Lineage: Eukaryota; Metazoa; Arthropoda; Insecta; Coleoptera; Coccinellidae
Exons: 2
Coding region: 167-1327 (386 amino acids)
Source: RefSeq, a predicted model, not a curated record